AUGAUCUACCACACGAAGGGCCUCUACAACCUCGAUGAGGAGGUCGACUGGGUGGAAUACUUUGCAGGCAUGUCUGCCUGCACGCACAGCCAGCGGGAGGCAGGGUACCGGGCAGCCCGGUUGGACAUCAAGUUCUUUGAUCAGAAAAACUCCAAAACAAGGAAGGGCCGCAAAACUUCAAACUACUAUGACUUGACGAGCAAUUCUGGCUUUAUACUAGCCUGCGUUAUGGUGAUGAAAGGGCGAUCCCAAGAUUUUAUAGCUUGGCUUGCUAUGAAAUGUUCCUCCUUCUGUGGCAUGAACGUGGGUACCAGUGGGCGCAGUGCAGCAGCUUCCAUUGGCCGUGACUGGUACAAGAGUGUGAAAGAAGCUAACUGCCUCUUGGAAAGGACUAUAUGCCUUUGUCAACUGGUGACAGCAUGCUUUGGUGUAUGGGUAGUGGAGCAGCCGGGAAGUUCAGUCCUUGAUUACUACCCGGCAUGGCUACACUUCUUGGCACGACAAUACCAAGUCUUUGGGACAUGUGCAGUCUGGAAGACUCGAUGGUGGAUGAUGAUGUACGGAUCCCAAAGCCCCAAAAGGCAUUGGGCCUACAGCAACAGUCGUAGUAUUGGCAAACUUGACAUUGGGUCAAAAAAGGGAUUCAAAUCGAAAAUCACCACAGUUGAGAAGUACACCAACAGGGCUGGCAAGGUGUGCUACAAAGGAACAGACAAACUUCGUGGAACGGAGAAGUUUGGCCAAAUUUCACCAUAUUUUUUAAAAAUCAAUUUCAACUGUGUUAAAAUGUUGUUAAUUGAAAAAUGUGUUAUCAAUUAUAGAGAUUGCUGUUUGCCAACCUGA
Cladocopium goreaui is the source of this 843-nucleotide messenger RNA. Lineage: Eukaryota; Dinophyceae; Suessiales; Symbiodiniaceae. The record is from the annotation of a GenBank genome assembly.